CCAUGUGAUCCCCGUUGAAUUUAAUGUGUUGUGUAAUGUUUAGGCUGUAAAUAAGCGAGAAUUUAUUCGUGAAUUGAAUGACAGUCAAGGAAUAUUAGAAACAUCAUGAUGACAAUUCAGAGAUAGUUACCUAACCCAUUUCAUUAAAACAGGACGAUAAACUGUGUCUAUUCCCUCUGUUGUGCGAAUCGUGCCUUGUAAAGCACGUGGUAUCUUUUCAAGGUAUGAACAAUGAGGGAGAUUGACAGCCAAACCGUUCUGUGGAGUCUUAUCUAUUGGUUCCUGUGUAUAUUCCUGCUCUGUGAAUCUGCGAGCCUAUCGAAAGAGAAAUCCAACUGUGACCCUAAUGUUGACAUUGUUUUUAUGCUUGAUGGCCAGUCACGCGUAACCUCCAAACAAUUUCAUCAGCAAAAAGUGUUCAUCCGGGACAUCUUAGAGCGACAUGAAUCUCCUGCUGGGGCUGUCCAGGUCGGAUUCGUAGUUUGUGCGAAUGGAAACGUUACUACAUCUGGAUUGCAAUCGUCUAUAUUCGACAUCCUUGAGAAUGUGAGGAAGUUGGACAAACCUUUGGAAGGCAGUGCCACCAGAAGGACAGAUCACUGUAUUCAGGCCAUCAAUAGAGUAUUCUCUCUCGGUGGAAGGGACGGAGUCAAAAAGAUCGCCGUCCUACUUAUAGGCGAGGACAACUCAUGGAACGAUAAAUCUACCAAAGCGCAUGUGCAGGAAGCAAAGGAUAACCAUGUGGCGAUCUUGGUAAUUACCACGGACAGUAAAAAUUUUACAAGAUUGCACUCACUCCGGAAUAUUGCAAGUGACGAUGGGAAGUUCUUCGUGCUUCCGUCAUAUGAUGGACUACGACCUUUAUCUACGGACCUCUCCACAGGAUCCUGUUUACCCAUUGCGCUUGACCUCGCAACCAAACGAGAUGGGAUAACUUCGUCACCAGUGACAGCACCUACCCACACAACAGCGUCUGAUUCCAAGUGUCGAUCUACUGGAAAGUCAGCAUUUGAGAAGUUCAUUCCAUUCUUUGGUUGGAUCAAGCUUAAUUGUGCUGAAACAGAGAGUGUCGAUUUGGUCAAAUGCGAGUGUGUGCUUGAUCAAAUUCUCACAACCACACAUGUAGAAAUUACCACGCCUGCACUCAACGUCAUUACAACUAAAAAGGUCCCAAGUACCAGCACAGCUGUAAAACCUAGAAAAAUGGAGCUGCCAAAAUUGUCUACUUGGAAACCAAAAAAAACCACGAAAGAACGCAAUAAAUCUACAACAAAUUCACCGCAUCAGACAUCUACAAUUCGAUUCAAAUCCACAUCUGUCGCUCCAGUUGACCCCUCACCUAACAAGAUGACAAGUUCUUAUUCUCAAACAUUGAGUACAACCACAAUCACCACUGUAACUAAAAUAAAAUCUACUCUCUAUCCCGGAAAUUCAGUUCUUAACAAACCCAAGGUGACUCCUAAAAUUGAUUUGUCAUUAUUUUUGCCACCGGACGAAAAGGUCAAUCAAACGGAGGCGUCCAAAGCAGACAUUCAAACACUCUUCAAUCUUCUCAAUAUGAAUAAUGCUUCGACUCCAGCUUCAAACUUCAGUGACUUGAGUUUUAAUGAAACUGGUUCCUCUUUUAAUGAGACUUUUGAGAAUAAUGUUUUAAAUUCGGCAAUAAUGUCAUUACUCCAUAAAGACAUGAAAGAAACUGAGAAAGUAUUUGAAGACAACUUGAAAUCAGACACCACAAAAAAGACAAAGAAGCGGUCUAAAAUUUCUUUUAUGCUUCCUAAACUUUUACACACUUCAGGAAAGAGCGUGAAGAACUCGUCAUCGGCAGUCCCUCUAGGUCUUCCCUCUUCUUUAACCAUUAUUGAUGCUGCUAUAAAGACUCUUUCGAAUGACUCUACGUUGAAUAUUGAGCGUGAAAACGCCACUAAUGAAAACAAAACCAAAAACAACCCAUUGUCGUCAACCAUGAAAUUGCUAUCUCUGCUUCAAGCUGAAAACUCCGUUCAAACAAAUAUCAUUUCAUUCCUCAAGAACACAACGUCCACUAAGUCUGAAAUAUUAGACAACUAUACACAAACAAAUCCUCUUCCAUCAAACAAUGUUUCUGACGUUGAAAAUCUUCCAUCCGAAAGUGGCACUGUGAAAAACUCUUCCGCUUCCUCUCUCCUUAUAAAGCUAUUAAAUAUAGAAAAUACCCUUCAAGCGAGGUUGAUAUCAAUGCUGAAUAAAGAAAACUUCCUGCUGGGUCACACUGAUUACGAUUACCCGGAUCUUCCUACACUUCCGCCUUUACUUCAGGAUUCCACCACCUCGAUUGUUCCCAUUGAGGCUAUAAUGAGCACCACCCCAUCCACAGCCAAUACCACAGCACCUACAGAGGUCGUCGAACUUUUUAAAUCCGACAGCGAGUUGGAAUCCGCCAUUGCUAUUCUUAUGAACGAAAAAUCAACCAAAAGAGUCUCCCCAAAGGCACCUCAGUCACGUGACAAAUCAAACAUCUUAACGGAAACCUCUGAUGACAAGGUUUUUAUGUAUAACACUAGUAGUCAUUCGUCCGAAAUGGAACCAUUAUUAAAUGCAACACAAACACCGCCUACAAAAGAGGUCACCACUUCUUCGCCUUUUCGUAUCACCACUGUGAACAUUGGUUCAUCGCCAACAUCAUCUUUACCGAAUAAAAAUGUCGGUAUGAAGUUUCCUGAUCAUUCGCCAACAAAAUCAUCGCCUGUUGUCACUACUACUUUACAAAUUGUCAAGCGAAAGGUCUCCAAAACAGUUUUUCAUCCUCAGCAACGAAAACGGUUUCCUCAAUCUUUACCUAGUGAUUGGUCACAAAUCCCUCAUUCAUCAAAAUCAUCGAACAUGCUUUCAAAAAGGGGGAAGGAUGCAAAGACUAAUCUCUCAUCGAAAUCAUUAAUAAAAGUAAUGAAAACGAACGUAACACGGUCCAAGAUGAAGCCUGUGAAUACUUCAGUUGGUCCGGGAUCGUCCUCCAAAGUGACGUCAUCGUUUGUGUCAUCUUCAUCAUCACCCUCAUCAUCAAUAUCAUCAUCGUCAGACUCAAGGACGGCGAAACCUUCCCCAUUGACAGUAGUGUUUAGGAAAAUUGUGAAAAAAGACGUCGAGUUGACGAAACCGAAAGUACCAGCUAAAAAUAAAGAAAAGAAGAAAAAGGACAUUCAGUUGUGGGUACCUAACAAUAUGAAAACGAAGAUUAAGAUAUUUUAAUGAAUAAAAAAUAUUAUGUAGAGUCUCGUAUCUGAGUACAUGACUAUAUGAGGAACUAAUUCAGCAUACAUUAUGUUACUUCAUUUUGUGUAGGUACUAAUAGUAAGUCAUUGUAAUCUGUAUAAUCGAUAUAUUACAAGAUAUAGUCUCAUACUUUAUAUAUGGUAAAGUGUUACCGUAUGACAUGUAAGAUGGGCGACAAUCGUAUUUAUUUUGUUACAAAUGUUAUAUAUUUAUUUUAAGAGCAUCAUGUUUAAUAUAAUAAAGUUGUAGAAAGAU
Messenger RNA from Ostrea edulis (European flat oyster), 3507 nucleotides. RefSeq lists its product as uncharacterized. The transcript is spliced from 6 exons. The record is from RefSeq and is a predicted model, not a curated record. Lineage: Eukaryota; Metazoa; Mollusca; Bivalvia; Ostreida; Ostreidae. The coding region runs from base 232 to 3228 and encodes 998 amino acids.